Alosa sapidissima (American shad) is the source of this 5590-nucleotide messenger RNA. It is a transcript of the gene nr1h3, whose product is annotated as nuclear receptor subfamily 1, group H, member 3. Gene Ontology annotation, molecular function: zinc ion binding; nuclear receptor activity; RNA polymerase II cis-regulatory region sequence-specific DNA binding. The transcript has 11 exons. The coding region runs from base 748 to 2115 and encodes 455 amino acids. The record is from RefSeq and is a predicted model, not a curated record. Lineage: Eukaryota; Metazoa; Chordata; Actinopteri; Clupeiformes; Clupeidae. Gene Ontology annotation, biological process: lipid metabolic process; cell differentiation; negative regulation of transcription by RNA polymerase II.
UUUGUGCUGCUAGCUUAGCUUAGCUGUAGCUAAAAUGUUACUUGAGAGGCGUUAACUCGGCUAGCUAUUCGUAGUUUGGACUUUCAUGUUCCGCACAUCGUUGUAUCCUGUAAAUUUGUUGUCAUUGCCCAUCAUUAUCAGAAUUCUCGGGGCAGUUUUACUCUUGCAAUGUAGACUAGCAUCUACUGUUCUUUGUGAGUGUCGACAGCUUCUUUAUGCUAACGUUGUUGACAUGGCAUCAUUUUAAAGCUGGCCAUUAACAGCAAACAAGACAAUCUAGCUAGUUGACAGUAACAUCGUUUAUCAGCAGAGAUUCAGCUGAGUAACUAAUGAGCGGAGUCCCUAUGAUGUUAUACAGCAGAAGUGACUAAUUGGCUUGCUUCUCAUCUGUAAUAACUUUGCAAAGAGCUCAGAAUUGUUAGCUAACGUUAGCAAGCAAGCUAAUGUCAUUACAGUGGCUUGUUUCACGCUAAGCAAAGGUGGCUGGCUAAUGUUAGCUUGACAGCAAAAGCCUCCCACAGGAUUGUGUGGAAAGGUUUUCUACUUGUGGAGACAAAUUGGAGGAUUUCAUUUUCCUGGGCCUCUCACUGUGAGACUGCCUGACCUGCAGUUGGACACCCACUGACUGCAUCUGACAGCCAAAGCAGCGUGUGUUUUCCUGAGAGCCGAGGGCAAGAUGGCCUACCAAUAACAAGACAUUACUUCAGGGGCGUGGAGUCUUCGUUAUGACAAGCUGUUGUGCAGAAGAUGUCCUCCCUUACUACGGCUGAUAUCACAGAUGUUGGUCAUGGGGACGGUAAGGUGUUUGAUGGAGAUGACAAACUGCAGCUUGACUGCCUGGGCGAGGAGAGCCUGUCCUCAGAAAUAAAGCACGAGGUCCAGCUCGUAUCCCUCGGCACCCAGGCUCCCUUCUCCGAUGCUGCAGGGGAGCUGCCCGGCUCACUGGUCAUGGAACCCGGUGACAUCAAAGGCGACCCUGCAGCGGACCCGCCACCAGCUCAAACAGAGGGUCAGCCGCUGAAGAGGAAGAAGGGCCCGGCGCCAAAGAUGCUGGGCAACGAGGUGUGCAGCGUGUGCGGCGACAAGGCCUCGGGCUUCCACUACAACGUGCUGAGCUGCGAGGGCUGCAAGGGCUUUUUCCGCCGCAGUGUCAUCAAGGGCGCGCAGUACGCCUGCAAGAACAGCGGCCGCUGUGAGAUGGACAUGUACAUGCGCCGCAAGUGCCAACAGUGCCGCCUGCGCAAGUGCCGCGAGGCGGGCAUGCUCGAGCAGUGUGUUCUGUCUGAGGAGCAGAUCCGUGUGAAGAAGAUGAAGAAGCAGCAGGAGGAGGAGACGGCGCGCACCUCCACGGUGGUCACGCCCAACCCCAUCCCCGAUGUGCCCCCGCUGGCGCCCGAACAGCAGGAGAUGAUCGAGAAGCUGGUGGCCAUGCAGAAGCAGUGCAACAAGCGCUCCUUCCUGGAGCGGCCCAAAGUCACUCCGUGGCCUCAGAGUCAGGACCCUCUGAACCGAGAGGUCCGGCAGCAGCGCUUUGCUCACUUCACCGAGCUGGCCAUCAUGUCCGUGCAGGAGAUAGUGGACUUUGCUAAGCAGCUGCCAGGCUUCCUGGAGCUGACCCGGGAGGACCAAAUCGCCUUGCUGAAGACUUCCACCAUUGAGAUCAUGCUGCUAGAAACGUCACGGCGAUACGACCCCGCCCUGGAGAGCAUCACCUUCCUAAAGGAUUUCAGCUACAACAAGGACGACUUUGCCAAAGCAGGUCUACAGUUUGAGUUCAUCAACCCCAUUUUUGAGUUUUCAAAGGGGAUGAAUGAUCUCCAUCUGGAUGAAGCUGAAUAUGCCCUACUCAUUGCUAUCAACAUCUUCUCUGCAGACCGGCCCAAUGUGCAGGACCACGAUUUAGUGGAGAGGCUCCAACAGCCGUAUGUAGACUUGCUGCAUUCAUACAUCAGGAUUAAGAGACCAGCGGACCACCUGAUGUUUCCGCGCAUGCUGAUGAAGCUGGUCAGUCUGCGGACUCUCAGCAGCGUCCACUCAGAGCAAGUGUUUGCCCUGCGCCUCCAGGAUAAGAAACUGCCGCCACUGCUCUCCGAGAUCUGGGACGUUCACGAAUGACCGGUGGUGGUCACUAACACUUGGUCUAAGAGUGGGGCUCCCGUAAGACUGAACUCUGGGUGUGGAGAGUGGGCACCCAUGCUAAAGGUGUCUCCUGGGCCACUGCUGACUACUCGAUUAUCAAUAUAGGUUGAAGGAGCUGGUUUUGUACCAUCUUUCUUUUUUCCUUCUUCUUCUUCUUCUUCUUCUUCUUCUGCUUCUUCUUCUGCUUCUUCUUCUGCUUCUUCUUCUUCUUCUUCUUCUUUUUCUUCUUCUUCUUCUGCUUCUUCUUCUUCUUCUUCUUCUUCUUCUUCUUCUUCUUCUUCUUCUUCUUCUUCUUCAUUGCCCCUUUGUGUUCAGGACGGAGACAUAUCCCACAGAUGGAUCUUUCCUUUGUGUGGUUGAAAUAUGGGAUCGCAAGUGUCACAGGGAGACCCUGACCUGUUUUGAAACUCGUCUCCGGAAUGUGAAUGGCCCAGUCCACUGAGGGAAACCUGGGAUUGUGGUGGUGCCAGAUGUUUUUUGCGCUUGACUUGACUCCCCAAGGUUAGCGACUGUUAAUGAUAUGUACACAGUUGUUUUUGUGUGCUUUUUAUUCCCCAUUUUAAUUGUCAAAAGAAGCUUCAAGCAGGUCUUGUCAGUGGUUUCCCUGUUCCAAACCACAGCAUGGGUAUGAUGUCUCUACGUGAAUUCUAGUGGUUCUGGCUCCAUGUUCUAAUGGGGUUCUAAACUGGCCAGCUGUCGGGUUCCCUACACGUUAGAUUGUAGGUGAGACUUCCAACAGUGUCAGUCAUGGCCCUGUUUUUACUACUUACAAAAGGAACUCCCGGUGCUAUGCCACUGUUGAGAGAAAAAGAAGAAAAAAAAGAACCAUAUAUGGAUUUGAGGAGUAGGGCGAUUUAGAUGUUUAUUUCAACUUGUUUCCUGCAUGGUUCUUCAUGCAUAUACAAUACAAUCCAUUAGUCUUCGUUUGUGAAAAACACAAUACAAUCAAUAUUGCACAACUACUUAUGCAUUGGUCUGGGUUACUGAAUGAUUAUACACACACAAGCUUCUCAAAGCCCAGGAGCUACUGUAAGCCUUGAAGUGGUGAUCCCAUCAUCAGACUGACUCGCAACAGCUCACUGGAGCAUAGACAGCAGGAGAGAAUAUUUGGCAGAGACGUAUUUUAAUCAAUGUUUACAUAACCAACCACCUCUUUGUCUCCAUCCAGUGUAAGCGUUCAUUUGAUCAGGAGUGUCCUAAGUUAGGUACUUCUCUAGCGUGGCAAUUAUUUUGCAAAUUGAUUUGCUUGAGAAUCAGUGAUUAACCAUCAUGUCUACACAGUCUACUCUACACAGUCAGUACAGUAGGUUCGGGUAUGUGUGUGUGUCUCUGGUGUCCGGCGUCAUCCAUCAUUUGACUUAUUAAUAUCCUGAUAUUAACAACAUAGCACAACAACUAAUCAACGAUUCUGGUGAAUUAUGAUGGCUAUAAAUUGCUUUGCUAACUGCAAAAAAUAGCAGAACAUUUUCUUAAAGAAAUGCUAUUGUUCCGGAUUACGUCUUGCCAUAGUUGGUGGUAAUAAACAUCGAGUCAAAUAAUAAGUAUAUUUAUUACUGUAUAAAGGAGCAAAGUGUUGUGGGGUCACACUGGUGAGCCAUAGUAAAUGUGAGUUUGUACAUAGCCUUAGUUCUCAAAGAAUGAGAAUAAUGUACUAAUCGCAGCCGGAGUAUAAUUCAGAUCUCCGCUAAACUGGGAAUCAGCUGACUUUACAUCCCAGCGUCAUCAUCUUAGCUCUCCUAGUCAUCAGAGUAAUCGAAUCUUGGGCAUUUUUACAGUACAGUGUGUGGGAACGAGAGGCAUUUAUUCACAAAUUUCUCUGUGUCAAUUUUUGUUUUUGUUUUCUUGUGUUUGCAACAUGCUUCUGCUUCUUGCAUCUUCUCUUAUCCCUGAUUAAAAGCUGUUGUGAUCUAGAAAGUAGUAAUUACAGAUACUUGUCUUCUGGUGUUGCCUGUCCCUCGCUCUAAACAACUGGAAGAGAAGAUCUGUAUCGGUUGUUAACAUCUCUGAACAGUGUUUCAGGUGACUGAAGAGCUCAUUGGUCAGAUUGAUCAUUUAAAAAUAACAGUGAAUGCUACUCUUCUUGAACUACAUUUGCCUUUGGCUUGGUUGGUUGAACAGAUGCUCUUAUUUGGUGUGACGCAGUGGGUGGUGUUGGUUGAAGAACCAAUAAAUUCAAAAUUCUGAAUGCUGACAAACAGAUUUUUACCUCUAUACUCAGUCGCUACAUGGACAUUUCAGAACAGACUGACUCACCUACAGCACACUCAGACAGAUUGGCACAGAUGUCAAUGGUAACAUAGUGAUGAGGGAUUGAGCAAUCAGUGGGAGGUUAUCCUGUCCUCAUGUCAGGAACACAACAGUUCAAAACUCUGAUCUGACCUCACAUAACCUCCACAGCAAGGGACUUUGAGGUCAUUCCUAUCAUAAACUUUCCUUAUAGGUAGACUGACUGCAGUGACUUUCUUAUGGACAGUAAGGUUGCCCUUAAGGUCGUCAGGAGUGUUUUGCUGUUGUACAUGGUUAUCAAAUCAGAUUCUAAGAGGCUCUAUUAUGAUUUAGUUUCUGUUCAUUUACCCACAGUCAUUCACUGCACACUUAACCAAAGGUGCAGACCGUACAGGACAGUCCUAUCAUGUCAGUAGUUGCAAGCAUCAACCCGUGUCCUUAUUAUAGGAGUUUCUGCAGGUACAGAUCUCUCUUUCCUUAAAACCUCACUAAUUAAACAUUUUUAUUUUCAAGGAUCUCUAAUCAUUUUAGCCAUGGGUUAAUUGUGUGGCAAUCUACACCAUUUUUGUGCUUCAAUAUCAGGUCACAGGAGACCUAAGAUCUGCAGUGCAAAACCCAGUAACCCCAAUGUCACAUUCAACAUUGUUUGGUCUAAAUGUAACUUUUUUUUUUAUUGAAAUGUUAUUUUUAUCUCAAGUUCUGUACUGUACUAAUCCACUUAUACCGCAGUCAUUUUGUCAUAUUUGACUAAUGAUUCAAAUCCAGGUUAAUGGCGGUCCUUUUUUGCACAGCCAAAAGAAAAGAAAAAAAAUCCUAGAAUUGUGAUCAAAAUAAUGUUUCCAGUAUCCAAUUGUGAUCCUCCUCAUUCUGAAUUGAUAUGUUGUUGCUUAACAUGGAAAUUUAAUUUUCAUUUGCUAAUAGUUAAUAAAAUGUUGAUUGUAAUGAUUUAUCAUCUAUUUAUACACCCUGCUGUGUAGAGCCUCUAUUCUAAUGCAUUUAACUCUCAUGGUCUGGCAUCAAACGAUGUGGGCAUAGAGAUGCAAAUUUGUGUUAACGCCUUAAGUCCUUGGAUACACUGCUUUAUAUGUAUAAAUUAAAAGGCGAAAAAAUAUAUAUUGUUCUGCCAGAGUAUAUAUUUGUUUGUUUAAACGCUGAAAGACGUAGGAGACUAAGUACAUCUAUUAUUCUUUUUACAGAAAUAUACUGGAUUGAAAUGUGAAACUAA